AUGGCAUCAAAUAAGUAUGACAUUGCCAUGGGUAUCGGCGGUGAGGCCGGUCAGGGCAUUGCGACCCCGGGUGACAUUCUGGCCCGCAUUUUUGUACGGCGUGGCCUUCACCUCUAUACCUACAAUGCUUACCAGUCCAUCAUUCGCGGCGGCCACAUCUUUCUUACCGUCCGUGCCUCCGACCAGGAAAUCUACAGUCACGGCGACAAACUGGACCUGCUUUUGUGUCUCAAUCAGGACACCAUGGACCGCCAUCUGAACCUUAUGGGGCCAGGUAGCCGGGUGAUUUACAACGGCGAUAACAUCACGCCAGGCGAAGUUAAUGACGGGGUUCAUAUGUGUCCCCUGCCCGUCGGAAACCUGAGCGAGAGCCGCAACCGCCUGGUUCAGAACACCAUCGCCGUUGGCGCCAUCAUGUCCCUGAUGGGUGUGGACUUCGAAGUGCUGGAAGAGAGCCUUUCCCUUCGUUUUCAGCGGCAGGGGCAGAACGUCAUUGACGAGAACGUCCGGGUUGCCCGCGGUGGCUUUGACUACGCUGCCGAGAACUUUGUCCCGUUCUACGACAUUCUCCCCGACGGCGGCAAGCCCCUGGCAGUGUGGGCCGGCAACGAUGCCCUGGCCAUGGGCGGAGCGGCGGCCGGGGUCAAAUUCUACUGCGCCUAUCCCAUGAGUCCGUCUAGCGGCGUACUGCACUGGAUGGCUGCCAACGCCCGAAACCUGGGCAUCAUGGUGCGGCAGGUGGAGGACGAAAUUGGCGUUGCCAACAUGGCCAUCGGAGCGGCCCACGCCGGUUGCCGGGCCAUGUGCGGCACCUCCGGCGGAGGCUUUGCCCUCAUGACCGAGGCCGUGGGCGCGGCCGGAAUGAUGGAAAUUCCGGUGGUCUUUAUUGACGUGCAGCGCGCGGGCCCAUCCACCGGUGUACCCACCAAGACCGAGCAGGGUGACCUGUGGCAGGCGUUAGGCGCCAGCCAGGGCGACUUCGAGCGGUUCAUCGUCGCCCCCAAGGACGCGCUUGACAGCUUCAACACCAUGCCGGAACUGUUUAACCUCGUGGACAAGGCCCAGUGUCCCGCCAUCGUCCUCACAGACCUGCUCAUUGGAGAGGGCCGGUUCAGCGUUGAUCCCGAUGACAUCGACAUGCAUCCGGCCAUCGACCGGGGCCAAUUGAUUACCGAGCCUGCUCCGGCCAAUGGUUACAUGCGGUACGAAAACACCGAAACCGGGGUCUCCCCCCGCGCCUUGCCCGGUCUGCCCGGCUACGUCCACCUGGUGGCAACCGACGAGCAUGACGAGAAUUCGAUGCUGCUCAGCGACGAAUUUACCAACCCGCUCAAGCGUCGCAUGAUGGUGGAGAAGCGGGCCCGCAAGUUCCACGACAUCGUAAAGGAAAUUGCCCCGCCGCAGGUGGAGGGUCCCGCGGAUGCCGAUGUAACCCUGAUCGGCUGGGGUUCCACCGAGGGCGUAAUCAGGGAAGCCCGCCAGUUGCUCGCCGACCGCGGCGUCUCAGUCAACCAGUUGGCCAUCAAGUGGAUAAUUCCCUUCCACGUCGAUGCGGUUACACAAAAUAGUUAA
This is a messenger RNA of Geodia barretti, 1572 nucleotides long. Lineage: Eukaryota; Metazoa; Porifera; Demospongiae; Tetractinellida; Geodiidae. The record is from the annotation of a GenBank genome assembly.